AAUGUCAAACCUUACGUCAGCCAACCAGCUGUCAAUCUCAGCAUUAUAUUAAAAAAUAUUUUCAAAUUUAAUUCUUCAAAAAGUCCGUGAUUUUGAAUAAUUAUUUAUUAUUUCUUCUUGUCGAGAUGUCAAAAGAAAUGCAGCUUCUUAAACUUUGCCGUGGAAGCCUCGCCCAGAUAAGGUUUGUACAUGUGGCACCAUCCUCUAAUGCAGCUGCUGCUGCCGCAGCCAAAGCAGAGCCAAAAAAGGAGAAAGCUCCAAGAAUAAAAACUUUUGCUAUUUACCGCUGGAACCCUGAUAAACCAAAUGAAAAACCAACCAUGCAAGAGUACAAAGUGGAUUUGAACAAGUGUGGACCAAUGGUGCUUGAUGCCUUGAUUAAAAUCAAGAAUGAAAUGGAUCCUACUUUAACAUUCAGGAGGUCCUGCAGGGAAGGCAUUUGCGGUUCAUGUGCUAUGAACAUUAAGGGUACUAAUACUUUGGCUUGUAUCAGCAAAAUAGACACCAAUAUUGGUAAAACCACGAAAAUAUACCCACUCCCUCAUAUGUAUGUUAUCAAGGACUUGGUGCCUGAUAUGAAUAACUUCUAUGAGCAGUACAGGUCUAUUGAACCUUGGCUACAGAGAAAUGAUGAAGUCAAGGGAGAUAAACAGCAACAAUAUCUUCAAAGUGUCGGCGACAGAGCUAAACUUGACGGCCUGUACGAAUGUAUUUUAUGCGCUUGUUGCUCGACUUCUUGCCCGAGUUACUGGUGGAAUGGGGACAAGUAUUUGGGACCCGCUGUACUUAUGCAAGCUUACAGGUGGAUCAUCGAUUCAAGAGACGACGCCACUGCAAAAAGAUUGGAUAAAAUGCGCGAUCCCUUCUCCGCAUUCCGUUGCCACACCAUCAUGAAUUGCACGAAAACUUGCCCUAAAGGAUUAAAUCCAGGCAAAGCCAUUGCGGAAAUCAAGAAGUUGCUUGGGGGCGUGGCAUCGAAACCAAAGUCCCAAUUGAACCCCGUUGGUUUGAGACACUAGUCAAAACGCUAAGUAUUCUUGCAGUAUUUUAAAUUGAUUGUCGUAAUAAAGCAAUGUAAUAUAAAAUGUUUGCAUAUUAUAUUGUUUGUAAAUAUUGUUUUACGUUAAAUAAAUUUAUUUAAAUUGG
Molecule: messenger RNA, 1146 nt
Organism: Anthonomus grandis grandis
Lineage: Eukaryota; Metazoa; Arthropoda; Insecta; Coleoptera; Curculionidae
Gene: SdhB
Product: succinate dehydrogenase [ubiquinone] iron-sulfur subunit, mitochondrial
Exons: 6
Coding region: 126-1019 (297 amino acids)
Biological process (GO): respiratory electron transport chain; aerobic respiration; tricarboxylic acid cycle
Cellular component (GO): mitochondrial membrane
Molecular function (GO): electron transfer activity; 2 iron, 2 sulfur cluster binding
Source: RefSeq, a predicted model, not a curated record